Messenger RNA from Penicillium chermesinum, 1830 nucleotides. RefSeq names its product putative serine/threonine protein kinase. Gene Ontology annotation, cellular component: cytoplasm. Gene Ontology annotation, molecular function: protein serine/threonine kinase activity; ATP binding. Bases 1 to 1830 code for a protein of 609 amino acids. The record is from RefSeq and is a predicted model, not a curated record. The transcript has 3 exons. NCBI's taxonomy places the organism in Eukaryota, Fungi, Ascomycota, Eurotiomycetes, Eurotiales, Aspergillaceae. Gene Ontology annotation, biological process: peptidyl-serine phosphorylation; autophagy.
AUGGAGUGUCUACGAGGUGAAUUCGUUGAGGGUCGGAUCCUAGAUGGCCGUUUCGAAACUAUUCGACCCCUCAAUCAAGGUUCUUUCGGACAGGUGUUCCUCGCGAAAGAUCUUGAAACGAACGAAGACGUCGCGAUCAAGUGCUUAACUAAGAUCUCGCCUGACGCGUCAAACGCCCCUACAUGUGACGGCAGGUUUGAAGAGCUUGAGUGUCACAAGCGUUUCGGUCGACAUCCCAACCUGGUUAAUUUGAUUCAUCACUUUGAGACUGAUGCGCAUAUGUUCUUGGUUCUGGAGUUCUGUGCCAAUGGUGACCUCUAUGAAGCCAUUCGUGUUAACAGAGGGCCUCUGGAAACUGAACACGUACGCGAGUUUAUGCUUCAGUUAGUUGACGCGUUGGACUUUAUCCACUCAAAGGGCCUUUAUCACCGCGAUAUCAAGCCAGAGAACAUCUUCCUCACUCAAGAUGGCUCUAUGAAACUGGGUGAUUUUGGCCUCGCGACGCGUGAGUCCUGGUGCUAUGAGGCCUGUGUUGGGAGUGAUCGGUACAUGGCCCCUGAACAGUAUGAACCAGGCACCACAGGCUAUUCGCCUGCAAAGGCCGAUAUUUGGUCUGUGGGUAUCUGUCUGUUGAACAUCUUGUUUGCCCGUAACCCAUUCGUAUCGCCCACCGAAUCCGAUAAGCUGUUCAGCGACUUCGUUCGUGACCGCCAGUCGCUGUUCGAUAUAUUCCCCAACAUGUCUCAAGACACUUUCGAAAUUCUGACUCAUGCUUUGGCUUUCGAUCCCAAGAAGCGUUCUCUUGCCUGUGUUCGCGAUUCUAUCAUGCGGGCUAUUUCGUUUACCACUGAUGAUGAGACCCUGGAUGAUUUCUGUGUCGAGGAUAACGAGGUUGUUACCGCCACUGCCAACCGUGAGCCUCUGCGUACUCCGUCCAUCCAGAGCCCUCACGUCAACAACAGCGACUCCUUCCCAUGGGCCAAGGCUCUUCAGACCAGCCCGCCCUUGGCCAUGCGACAGCUUUCUAUCAUCCCCGACAAUGAGAGCUAUACGGAGGAUCUAUUCCCUGCCUCCGAAGCCGGUGCAACCUCGUGGUUUUCGACCCAGAAUGCUCCCUCGAUGGCAUCUCUGGUGGACUCAGCCAUGAGCGAAUCUCUGAAAUCGCUUCACCUUCCCCGCCAGCGUCCGAUGCUUCCUCGAUCCGACCCUGUCCCCAUCACUGGAUCCCUUCCAAGUCACGCCCACAAGCCUCUUCCAUCUUUGUCGAUGGUCUUUGGCAAGAAUACGACUGAUCAAAUUUCCAAGAGCUGGAGUGAUCUUUGGGAUGAGGAGGAAUCUGAGAACGAGGACCUUGCCUUCCAGCAACGCCGUGAGCAGAACUCUCGUAGCUGGAGCCAAGAGAGCCAGGACGUUACCCCAUUGGGAUUGCGCGAGCAGGCCUCCGCUUCUCCCACCGACCGCUCCAUUACUCCGGUCACUCAUGCCACCGCCCCCCACACCGCCAAAGUUCACUCUCUGGAAGUAGACAGCGAUACCGGGGAUACCGGUACUUCCAGCAGCACCCCUCGUCCGAUCCACCAGCUUUCGCCGAAGAAGUCCAAUAUCGAUAAAUGGGCCGAUCUUGGGGAUAAGCGCCGCAAGUUCAAGACCCUCCCCAGCGCACUGCCAACAAUUGGCGACUCCGAUCGCCGUCGCCGCCUGUUCCUCGAGAAAGACUGGCGCCGCCAUGAUGAGGAGGUUCCCAAGCUGUCUCCAGCCAAGCCCUCGUACGAUACCACGAUCGACGAUGACCUCGACCUCGUGGGUGGGUGGCAUGAUCUUCACCUAUAG